GAAGAAGCGCCUUUGCCCUCCCAUCUUCCGCCCUGACCGCCUCCCCUUUGCUGAGUCCACCUUCCCUCAGUCCUCUCCUUCCUCGGAAGCGCCAGGGGCUGCAAGAGCCGGACUAAGGAUGGCUUCAACCGCAACCUGCACCAGGUUUACCGACGAGUAUCAGCUCUUUGAGGAGCUUGGAAAGGGAGCUUUCUCAGUGGUGAGAAGAUGCAUGAAAAUCACUACAGCACAAGAAUAUGCUGCCAAAAUUAUCAACACUAAAAAGCUGUCAGCAAGGGAUCACCAGAAAUUAGAGAGAGAAGCUAGAAUCUGUCGCCUUUUGAAGCACCCUAAUAUUGUGCGGCUUCAUGACAGCAUAUCAGAAGAAGGAUUUCAUUACUUAGUCUUUGAUUUAGUUACUGGAGGUGAAUUAUUUGAGGACAUUGUUGCAAGAGAGUAUUACAGUGAAGCAGACGCAAGUCAUUGCAUUCAGCAGAUCCUGGAGGCUGUGCUACAUUGCCAUCAGAUGGGCGUAGUCCAUCGGGACUUGAAGCCUGAGAACUUGCUUCUAGCAAGCAAGUCAAAAGGAGCAGCUGUAAAACUGGCAGAUUUUGGAUUAGCAAUUGAAGUGCAAGGUGAACAACAGGCCUGGUUUGGUAAGAAAACAUUUUCAAAAAUGCUGCUGAUCUUUCUUCAGUAUGCUAGUCUGAUUAAAAUUACUGUCCAUGUGCCUUAUGCGCUAGGAGAUCUCAUGGAUUUCCCAUGUAUCUUCUCCCUCAGGUAUUCUUUACGUGAGCUAAUUUUACUCAUUAGUUUAAUACCAUUUGCAGGUGUUAUACUCUAUAUCCUCUUGGUGGGAUACCCUCCCUUUUGGGAUGAAGAUCAACAUAGACUCUAUCAACAGAUCAAAGCUGGUGCUUAUGAUUUUCCUUCCCCAGAAUGGGAUACGGUGACCCCAGAAGCAAAAGAUCUUAUCAACAAAAUGCUUACAAUCAAUCCUGCCAAACGCAUCCAUGCAUCAGAGGCCCUCAAACACCCAUGGAUCUGUCAACGCUCUACUGUUGCUUCUAUGAUGCACCGGCAGGAGACUGUAGAUUGUUUGAAGAAGUUCAAUGCAAGAAGGAAACUCAAGGGAGCCAUUUUAACAACAAUGUUGGCUACAAGAAAUUUCUCAGCAGCCAAGAGUUUAUUGAAGAAACCUGAUGGAGUAAAGAUAAACAACAAAACCAACGUAGUAACCAGCCCUAAAGAAAAUAUUCCCACCCCGGCGCUGGAGCCCCAAACUACAGUAAUCCACAAUCCAGAUGGAAAUAAGGAAUCAACAGAGAGUUCCAACACAACCAUUGAAGAUGAAGAUGUAAAAGCUCGUAAACAAGAGAUCAUCAAGGUUACCGAGCAGCUGAUAGAAGCUAUCAAUAAUGGGGAUUUUGAAGCCUACACGAAAAUCUGUGAUCCUGGUCUGACCUCAUUUGAGCCUGAAGCUUUGGGAAAUCUUGUAGAAGGGAUGGACUUCCACCGGUUUUAUUUUGAAAAUGCUUUGUCUAAGAGCAACAAGCCAGUCCACACCAUUAUCCUGAAUCCCCAUGUCCACCUGGUAGGGGAUGAUGCUGCCUGCAUUGCAUAUAUCCGACUGACUCAAUAUAUGGAUGGAAGUGGAAUGCCAAAAACGAUGCAGUCAGAAGAGACACGGGUUUGGCACCGCCGGGAUGGAAAAUGGCAAAAUGUUCACUUUCACCGUUCAGGAUCACCAACCGUUCCUAUCAACUAAAUGUCAGCGCCACCCACGUUGUGUCCACGCACUCCGCACUUGGUUGGCUCCCCUGGGCCAUCCCUUGGCUCUCUUCAUGCAUGUUCUCUGAGUGCAUGAAGCUGUGAAGUUUCUUCAAGUGAUUGCAUCAUUUUGUUGUAUAUUCCAUUGAUAGCUUUUGUUUACCCUUCACUGAAGGAAAUGUUUCAUGGCAGUUGGAAAGAGAGGAACAAGAAUAAAGUGUAAAGGGAAAAAUUGAAAUGUGAGAGUAUAUUCAGACUAUACAUCUCCAGCCAAAAUACAAAUAUCAUCUGCAUGUGCACCCUAUAAAAACAAAGGUUAAAAGUAAUUAACUUUGUUUUAAUUUUUAUUCUUUUCUGAAUCAUUUGUUUUUAAAGGUUGUUGCCUAAUCCUUGUGUCAUAGAAGGAUUAAUAAAAUUCCUACAAACAGCAUCUUUAAUGUAGGAUGUAUGGUAGACAUAGUGACUUAGACCAAAGCAUUUUGGUUUGAGAUCUUGGGAAGUUGCCUUUGCUAGGAUUCACUAUGUAUAACUGGAAGAAGAAGAAAAAGAAGAAGAAGAAGAAAGGACAAAAUUUGCAGAUUUGACUUUAACAAGAAUAAUUUGUCACUGCGGUCAUUUGUUCAGCAAUGUAACAGCAAAUAGUUUUUUCUUUCUUUUCUAAUUGCUUAUUCAGCCUCAUUUUCAGAAAAAACAACAACAGCAUUUUUAGCUUUCAGAAGCCAAACAGUAAACAGAUUCAAUGUAGCUUCUGGUGAUAUAGCUUAUGGGUAAAAUAAAACUUUUCUUAAUCAUUUUUUGGAUGUACAGUACAUUUAUUAAAGCAAGAUGUAGAGGAUUUUUUAACUGAUAUUCUAAUAAGAUGUGUAGCAAUCUAGAACAAUUAGGUCUUAAAAGCUUAGUAUCAGAAGUCUAAAUUUUCUUUGUAUCAAUUUAUUACCAGGAAACACCUGUUUUCUAAUAAUGUUGUCAAAUUUAACAGUAAUUUAUCCAUUUUUCAUGGCUUGUUGACAGCCUUGAAGUAUGAAAUAAAACAGUAAUUGUAGAUUUAUUAAUUUCUUCAUUUUCCUACAUGUCAAAUGUCCCUCAAAUGUCUAUUACUGCAUGUAUACCUGCAAAACAAGCAGUUGAACACAUGUUUGGAUAAUGUUUGUUUGCUUUUCUUAUAUAAAUAUAACAUAUUUCCAAAAGUACUGCUCCUUCUAUUUCAGUUUUUCUUAAAAAAAUGUAUUAAUACUUUUCUUUCUUAUUAAAAUAUUUUUCUUUAAGUAGGGCAAUCAAUUUUUGUAACACUGUAUAGCGCAUGAUAUUUUGAUUAAUAUUCUUUUUGGUAACUAAAAAAUUACAACUUAUAACAGCUUGAAAAUUUUUAAAGACAGAGGAAAAAAAGUCCCAAUUUGUAUAACUUUCAUUUCUCUAUACUGAUUAUUAAUCAAAAGUGGAUCUUAUUCUUUAUACCUUGAUGUUGUAAACAUUAUGUUAGAAAAAUUUAAGCUUUUCUGAUGAUAGUUAUUAUAUACUUUCAACCCACAGAAGUAUUGAGAACAAUCAUCAGUAAAUGUCUCAAGCCAUAUUAAUCUGCUAGUGGGAUCUGUGAAAAGAUAACGGCGUCAUGCAUAAUUUUCAUUAAUAAAUUUCUUUUGUGAAGCAGAUUUAGGUGGCAUUAGUGUAUUUUUAUGUUAUGGAAAUAUGGCAUAGAUUUUUUUUACUCUUUUACCAUAGCAUGCGGUGAUGCCAUAUUAUUCUAGAUCGUCUGUCUUCCACUGAGAUGUGAGAAAUACAAUGUGAGUUAGUUCUCUGCACUCCACCUGAAUUAUACAUCUACUUUUUGCCAUUUUAAUACACUGCAGUUUACUAUGAGACAGUGUAUAGGUAUUUGUGUGUUUAUACAUAUAUAUGUCUCUGUGUGUACACAUAUAUAUGUGUGUAUGCAUAUAUAUGUACAUAUAUGUGUGUGUGUGCGCGUGUAUCUAUAUAUUGAUAUAUUGAUAUAGAUAUAUAGAUAUAUAUCUCCUGCCAUAAUGGUAAAGAACUGACAGAUAUAUUUAAGAUUAAUAAAUUUGUGAUUUAUGCUGACA
Molecule: messenger RNA, 3824 nt
Organism: Protobothrops mucrosquamatus (brown spotted pit viper)
Lineage: Eukaryota; Metazoa; Chordata; Lepidosauria; Squamata; Viperidae
Gene: CAMK2D
Product: calcium/calmodulin dependent protein kinase II delta
Exons: 19
Coding region: 119-1747 (542 amino acids)
Biological process (GO): protein phosphorylation
Cellular component (GO): neuron projection; cytoplasm
Molecular function (GO): calcium/calmodulin-dependent protein kinase activity; calmodulin binding; ATP binding
Source: RefSeq, a predicted model, not a curated record